GGACAGAAUUGGGCCGAAGACGCAAACAUAAACUGAAGAAAAAGAGAGAAACGUUUGUGGCGAUGUAAUGACAGAGGAGAGGCGAACGAGGAAGAGAAAAAUGGGAGACACAAAGGAGACAGCUUCGGCAAGAUGGCCUCUCAUCAAACCCAAAAAGGAUCUUCAGAUUACCCGUCUCCGAGAUUUCGAUCUCUUCACGGUCCAGAAUUUUUUCUCCUCUGCUGAAUCGAAGUCAUUCGUUAAAAUUGCUGAGUCAAUUGGUUUUUCUCAUCAAGGGAGUUUAGGUCCAACUAAAGGCGAAGCUUAUCGAGAUAAUGAUCGAAUCUCAGUGAAUGAUCCUGUCCUUGCAGAUACUAUUUGGGAGUCUGGACUUAACAAACUAUUUUCUGAUAUAAAAAUUAGAGGAAAGGUUGCUGUAGGACUGAAUCCAAAUAUCAGAUUCUAUAGGUACAAUGUUGGACAACGAUUUGGACGGCAUAUUGAUGAAAGUGUUAAUCUUGGAGAUGGAAACCGCACUUAUUAUACUCUGUUAGUGUAUUUGAGUGGUGGACUUAGUGAACAUAAAUCAAAGCCCAAAAAGGAUCCCAGAAAUACCGCAGUUUCAUCUUUUGAUCCUUUAGUUGGAGGAGAAACAGUCUUUUAUGGUCCUAGAAAUAACACUGUGGCUGAGGUGGCUCCUACUGAAGGGACAGCACUCCUGCACCUUCACGGAGAUAAAUGUUUGUUGCAUGAAGCCAGAAAUGUUACCAAGGGUGUCAAGUAUGUCUUUCGUUCAGAUGUAGUAUUUGCUUGAAGAGUGGUUCAUGUCUUGUACCAAAUAACCUGUCAUGGAAGAACAUUCUCAAGUGCGUGUUUUAUGAUAUAUUUUUUCCUGAGUGAAAGAUCAUACCCUUAUGAAACAGUCAUGGAAGAACAUUCUCAAGAUACGAGCUGGGACUUUUGGAUCAUGCUUAGAAGCUUUGAGAACAGUCUCUGAAAUUAUUUUUUCCAAUUGUGGACAUGUUUGGUCAUAGUAAUGAGCAUGAAGCCGAGCUUUGGAUACUGAAAAUAUUAAGGGAAGGAAUAUAAUUGUAAAGAUGUUUUCUGCUGGCAGAGGGGCCAUCUGAUAAAUCAGAAUUAUUGUAUCUUGAAGAUGAGGCUUGGAUGAGAACUUCGUGAAAAAGAUGCAUUUCGGUAUAUAUAUAUAUAUAUAUAUAUAUAAGUGUACGAUUUAGCAAAAACAUGCUUAAUUUUGAAUCACUGUACUUCAAAAGUUGGAAUAUUAGCCUGGAAGUACAGAUUUUGACCUCCCUUUAUCAAACCACCUACACGCACCUUCUGUUACCAACAGAAGUACAGAGAGCAAGUUAAUAUCGUACAUAUUAUUGAUUAUCGUUGAGAAAGGCUUUAAGGGGAGGUUAGAAGUUUUAGUCAUGUAAUUUAGAAAAAGCUUUUUCCAUCAAUCAACGUUGUUAGGUGAUGUUACUUCAUAAGUUCUCAGGUUAGUUUAGUUUUGCUGUAAAGUUGACGAGAGGAGUGCCAGAUUAUGCCCUAACAAAUUGCCUCCAUUGUGCGGAAGGUUCCUUUUA
Cajanus cajan (pigeon pea) is the source of this 1568-nucleotide messenger RNA. Its product is annotated as 2-oxoglutarate (2OG) and Fe(II)-dependent oxygenase superfamily protein. Gene Ontology annotation, molecular function: L-ascorbic acid binding; procollagen-proline 4-dioxygenase activity; iron ion binding. NCBI's taxonomy places the organism in Eukaryota, Viridiplantae, Streptophyta, Magnoliopsida, Fabales, Fabaceae. Gene Ontology annotation, biological process: peptidyl-proline hydroxylation to 4-hydroxy-L-proline. The record is from RefSeq and is a predicted model, not a curated record. Gene Ontology annotation, cellular component: endoplasmic reticulum.